Gasterosteus aculeatus aculeatus (three-spined stickleback) is the source of this 4033-nucleotide messenger RNA. Its product is annotated as phosphatidylinositol 3-kinase regulatory subunit alpha-like. Gene Ontology annotation, molecular function: protein binding; 1-phosphatidylinositol-3-kinase regulator activity. Gene Ontology annotation, biological process: phosphatidylinositol phosphate biosynthetic process; insulin receptor signaling pathway. The record is from RefSeq and is a predicted model, not a curated record. Gene Ontology annotation, cellular component: phosphatidylinositol 3-kinase complex. Lineage: Eukaryota; Metazoa; Chordata; Actinopteri; Perciformes; Gasterosteidae.
UGGUUCAAAUAUUGACGCUGACUUGACGCUCGUCUACGCGCUAACGUCCAGACGGCUGAAGCACGAGUUCUCUUCUUUUGUGACUAAUCGAUCAAGUCUCGUCAUAUUCCGGUUCCAGGGGCCUGUGGGCGCGGAGGGUCUCUCUGCUCCACGAUGCCGGCCGCUGUUUGCGCCGCCGGACGUUUUAAUCGGUGAAAAACUCAAAAGAAAGGUGGAGUCGUCGCCUCUGCAGAUGUGGCCUCUGCUCAGGCUGCUGUUGAUGUGCGGCGGGACGCUCUGACGGCUGCGGCCUGCAGGCGUGACGGGACGUUGGCGCGCAUGGAGACCUCAGGAUAAAAGCCCACGCUGGUAUUUUUCUACUCGGAGCUUCUUUUUUUUUUUUAUUCGUGACCUUUUUGUAAGCGCCAUGAGCUCGGAGGGCUUCCAGUACCGAGCGCUGUACGACUACAAGAAGGAGCGCGAGGAGGACAUCGACCUGCGGGUGGGGGACAUGCUGCUGGUCAGCAGGGGGGCGCUACUCGCCCUCGGCUGCGUCGGGGGGGCCGAGGAGCGGCCCUCCGAGAUCGGCUGGCUGCCGGGGGUCAACGAGACCACGCAGGAGAAAGGCGACUUCCCGGGGACCUACGUGGAGUUCAUUGGUCGAAAGAGGAUGUCCCCGCCCACACCCAAGCCCCGCCCCCAAAGGCCGGGGUCCGCGGCGUCCGUGAGGAUGGACUCUGAGUCGGAGGGAUUCACGAUGCCGGACCUUCCCGAGCAGUUUGCACCUCCGGACUCGGCUCCGCCCCUCCUCACCCGACUGAUGGAGGCCAUCGAGGCCAAAGGUCUGGAGAACCUCGAUGUGUAUCGCGGUGUGACUGGAGGAGGACUGGACACCAGAGAGCUGGCCGACGCAGACCUGGAGCAGCUGGAGGUGUCGUCCCUGUGUGACGGAGUGAUCCGGUUCCUGCAGGAUCUGCCGGGUCCCGUCCUGCCGAGCUCGCUGCAGACCGACAUGAUCCACGCGGUGCAAGAGGUCCGUGACCUGGAGGAAUGUGCCCAGCUGCUGAGGAGCGUGGCCAGUUCGCCCAGUUUCCCCGCCCAGUACGGUCUGACGCUGCUCAGCGUGGUCCGCCACCUGGCCCGCCUCUGCCUGUACGGGUCCAGAACCCAGCUGAGCCCCCGGAGCCUGGCGGAGACCUUCAGCCCAUUUCUCUUCAGACCUCCUGCAGGGUUCGAGCCCAGUCUGGAUCCUCUGGUCCAGGUCCUGGAGGUUCUGAUCACCAGCGAGCUCAACAUGGUCCAGGCAGCACCAGCUUUGCCUCCUAAACCGAUCAAGUCUUCAUCUCCAGCUGCUUCCUGCAGCUUCAACAACAGCAUCUCCCUGCAGGACGCCGAGUGGUACUGGGGAGACAUCUCCAGAGAGGAAGUGAAUGAGAAGCUGAGGGACACGGCUGACGGUACGUUCCUGGUCCGAGACGCUUCCACUAAGAUGCACGGCGAUUACACUCUGACUCUCAGGAAAGGAGGCAACAACAAGCUGAUCAAGAUCUUUCACCGGGAGGGGAAAUACGGCUUCUCCGACCCGUUGACCUUCAGCUCGGUGGUGGAGCUGAUCAACCAUUACCGACACGAGUCCCUGGCCCAGUACAACCCCAAGCUGGACGUCAAGCUGCUGUACCCGGUCUCCAAACACCAGCAGGACCAGGUUGUGAAGGAGGACAGUAUCGAAGCUGUGGGGAAGAAGCUCCACGAGUAUCACCUGCAGUUCCAGGAGAAGAAUCGAGAGUACGACCGGCUGUACGAGGAGUACACGAGAACCUCACAGGAAAUCCAGAUGAAGAGGACGGCCAUUGAGGCCUUCAAUGAGACCAUAAAGAUCUUCGAGGAGCAGUGUCAGACUCAGGAGCGCUUCAGCAAAGAGUACAUCGAGAAGUUUCGGCGAGAGGGCAACGACAAGGAGAUCCAGAGGAUCAUUGAGAACUACGACAAGCUGAAGUCUCGGAUCAGUGAGAUCGUGGACAGCAAGCGGCACCUGGAGGUGGACCUGAAGAAACAGGCGGCCGACUACAGGGAGAUCGACAAGAAGAUGAACAGCAUCAAGCCGGACCUGAUUCAGCUCCGCAAGACCAGGGACCAGUACCUCAUGUGGCUGACUCAGAAGGGCGUCCGUCAGAGGAAGCUGAACGAGUGGCUCGGCCUGAAGAACGAAACCGUAGAGGACGAGUACAGCAUGGAAGAUGAGGAGGACCUUCCUCACCACGACGAGCGUCUGUGGCGUUUGGGGAACAUCAACCGGCUUCAGGCGGAGUCUCUGCUGCGCGGGAAGAGAGACGGAAGCUUCCUGGUCCGAGACAGCAGCAAGCCGGGCUGCUACGCCUGCUCCGUGGUCGUGGACGGUGAGGUGAAGCACUGCGUCAUCAACAAGACGAGCACCGGCUUCGGUUUCGCCGAGCCGUACAACCUGUACGGUUCCCUGAAGGAGCUGGUCCUCCACUACCAGCACACCUCGCUGGUCCAGCACAACGACUCGCUCAACGUCACGCUGGCCUUCCCCGUCUACAGCCAGCCGAGGCGCUGACCCGCCGGUCCCUCUGGGUCCAGCUCGGCAGGGAGGAGUUGUGAGGAGAAACGGUGAAGGUCUUCACGUGGAGCUUUAACUUCCUGUUUUAAGAAAAACACCCCUUUCUUUUGUCCUCCUCAAAGACGAGGAAGUUUGAUCAGACAGGUGAGAGGCAUUCAGGGACUGAAAGAAAGUUCGGAAAGUAAAUGUUCCCACCUCAUCAGAGUGUUGGUGGACAAUCCCGCGUGUAUCAUAUUAUUAAUAAUCAAUGACCUUGAGAAUAACAUGACGACAUGUUUGUUUACAAAAAGAUUCGCUAGCAAUCUCAAGAGAGGAGGAAGAAGAUGAUGAGGAAAAAUGUUUUUUAUACAAACUGAACACCACAGGUCCCUCAUGAACACCGUUGACCUGCGUGUGCGUCGCUACGGUUACCUAAGCCUCCAAAGUCGGAGGUCCACCUUUGACCCCCCCCCCCAACUCGAGGUCCAAUUUCUUCCGAUUUAUCGUGGCUUUGUUUCAUUUUGCCGCGUGGACGGUUGAUUCUUUAAUUCUUUUUUUUCUUUUAAAUAAACGCGUUUGCUUCAGCAUCAGAGAUGUUCAAACAUCUGCAUCCCGGCUGUUCCUCUCCGUUCUUCUGGACUCGUGGUCCAGGAGGCGGACGGUCCCAAGUAUUUCAACGUUUCUACACUACUACGCUUUUAUUUUCAAAUCCAAGGUUUUAUCUGUAUGUAAAUGUUUCAAGCUUUUCUAACUAUUCCAGAGAAAUUUUCUUUUUUGGGGGAUUUAUUGCAGACAAAUAUUCAUCUCCAGAUGUUUCUUUGUAUCAUUCAUUUGUGCAUUUUGUUGCUUUGUGAAUGACUUUUAUCUUUAACAGGAUCUUGAUGAAUGAAACCUUGUCUCAAGUUAAUAUAUUUUUGGAUUUAAUAAAAAUAUUUAAAUCUGCAGAAAAACAAUUUAUAUACAAAAAAUCCCGUUAAAUGCAUUGUUAUUUUUAAAAAUUUGAAAAAAUAAUUUGUUAUUCAAGAACUUUUAGGUUUGAUUUUCUUUUAAUAAUUGUUGACAUUAAACAUAAGAUCAAUGGGCCUCAUGUUGAGCCCUGAGGGACUCCAUACGUCUUUAACAAGACAAAGUCUCAAAUAUUUCAGUUAUGCGGCGUCUGCAAUUUAGUGUUUGUUUAAUUUCAGCACUAUUUUCGCUAAUUUAUUCACUUUUUUAUUUUGAGCUUUUUCAUUAAUAAAACGUUUCAGUCUCGUACAUAUUUAUUUUUAGGAAUGAUUUUUAUCACUCACUGAUCAUUAAGUUUCUAAUAAUAAAUGUCAGCAGAAAUCUUAUUUACAGUUUACAAACUUCUCAUUUCAGAUAUUUUUAAGCCGCACAACUCUAAACGUACUUUUGAAUAACUUGUAAAUCAUAUCAGAAUAUUCCAGGUUUUUGUUCCAUUUUUAAGGCUCAAUUGUGUCCUAAUUCCGUAAAAUAAACACACUUUUUUCUGUA